This is a messenger RNA of Linum tenue, 1206 nucleotides long. Lineage: Eukaryota; Viridiplantae; Streptophyta; Magnoliopsida; Malpighiales; Linaceae. The record is from the annotation of a GenBank genome assembly.
AUGAAACUGCAUCCUCUGCCAACGAUCCUUUUCUUCGUCGUGAUUCUAUCCAACAAUUACGGUUUCGGAUCUCCCGACGACCCAAUCGAACCCAGCUGCUACACUUCCCUCUUCAUCUUCGGCGACUCUGCCGCCGCCGCCGGAGUGGAUUUCGCUCCGGGAAACUUCGUUUCCAAUUGCCUAUUCCCUCCGUACGGCGAGACCUACUUCCACCAUCCCACCGGCCGUUGCAGCGACGGCAGAGUCGUCGCCGACUUCAUCGCCCAGCACCUCCUGGGCCUCCCUCUGCUUCCGCCAUACCCCGGAGAUUCGAUCAACAACAUCACCACUCUUUCUCGCGGAGCCAAUCUCGCCGUAGCUUCCGCCACCGCCCUCGACCACGAGUUCCUCGAAGCCAGGGGAAGCUCCACCUGCCAGAACUGCUCGCUGAGCGUUCAAUUGCAUCGAUUCAGGACCCUACUCAAUUCACUCUGUUCCGAUCCUUCGAAUUGCAGAGACAAACUCAGGCACUCCCUGUUUCUCGUUGGGGAAAUCGGCGGCGUCGAUUACCUGGGCUCCAACCGCGCCGGUCUGCCCUCCGACGAGAUCGAGGAUCUGAUUCCAUUCGUCGUGGACAGGAUCGGGUCCGCCAUCGAAGAGCUCAUCGAAUUGGGGGCGGUCAGCUUCCUGGUUCCGGGGGAUUACCCGACCGGCUGCUUCCCCUGGAUCCUCACCCGGUUUCGGAGCUCGAACCGGAGCGAUUACGACCCGGUCACCGGCUGCCUCGUCUACCACAACCGAUUCUCCGACCGCCACAACCGGAUGCUCCGAGAUGAAAUCGAGCGGGUCGGGAAGCUCCACCCGGGCGCGAGCAUUCACUACGCGGGUUAUUUCGAGUCGGCGAUUCGGAUCCACGAGAACCCGGAGAGAUUCGGGUUCGAGAGGGCGACGAUCAACAGGGCUUGCUGCGGAUCCGGAGGGCCGUACAAUUAUGAACCGUCGGCGGGUUGCGGGGAGGCCGGGGCGGUGGCUUGUGAGAGGCCGGGAUCUUAUGUCAAGUGGGACGAUCAUCACUACACGGAGGCGGCGAAUCGGGUCAUCGCCGGCGAUGUGAUUGCACGACACCGUUUGGAUGGGUUUGGUUCCCGCGCGAGAGCGAGAAGCGCGGGAGUUACCGUUGGCCGCAGAAUGAAACGGGAAACUUGCGCGGGAAUUUCCGAUGGAUGA